Spinacia oleracea (spinach) is the source of this 2551-nucleotide messenger RNA. RefSeq names its product dnaJ protein ERDJ2A-like. Gene Ontology annotation, molecular function: transmembrane protein transporter activity; RNA binding. Bases 303 to 2372 code for a protein of 689 amino acids. The record is from RefSeq and is a predicted model, not a curated record. The transcript is spliced from 11 exons. NCBI's taxonomy places the organism in Eukaryota, Viridiplantae, Streptophyta, Magnoliopsida, Caryophyllales, Amaranthaceae. Gene Ontology annotation, biological process: SRP-dependent cotranslational protein targeting to membrane; post-translational protein targeting to endoplasmic reticulum membrane. Gene Ontology annotation, cellular component: Sec62/Sec63 complex.
AUGAUUAGGGUGCAAUUUCUCCAAAUCAACAUUUGACGCUGCGGAGUGCGGACUACGACUAGUAGUACGAACACAAUCGGAAUUGGAAGCAAUAAAUUGCUCCCAAUCCAUUCCGAUUCCCAUUUCCCCAUCUCAAAAUCAUCACACACAAUCUUCUUCUUCAUCGAACAAGAGGAAAGGAUUCCGACCAAAUUCAAGCUUCCCCAGAAAAUCAAACGAACUCCGAAUCGGAGAUACCGAGAAACGAUUCAAUCCAUCGUAGGGAUAAGGGUUUCAUAUAAGUUUCCUCUUAUCAAGUAGAGAUGGCAGCUUCGGAAGAGAAUAGUUCACUGUUUCCUAUAUUUAUUUUGACUAUGAUGGCACUCCCUUUAGUGCCUUAUACAAUUUCAAAACUGUGUCGUUUUGCAAAGAAGAAGGCGAAAAGCUUACAUUGUCAAUGUGCCGUAUGCUCCCGCUCUGGAAAAUACCAUAAAUCACUAUUCAAAAGGGUUUCAAACUUCUCCACUUGUAGUAACAUGACACUUGUGUUGCUGUGGGUCAUUAUGGCCUUCUUGAUUUAUUACAUAAAGAAUAUGAGCGCUGAGGUUCAAGUGUUUGAGCCAUUCAACAUUCUUGGGUUGGAACCUGGAGCUUCUGAUUCAGAAAUUAAAAAGGCUUAUAGGAAACUUUCCAUUCUGUACCAUCCUGAUAAAAAUCCAGAUCCUGAGGCUAACAAGUAUUUUGUGGAGUUUAUUUCAAAAGCUUACCAGGCCUUGACUGAUCCCAUUUCCCGCGAGAAUUAUGAAAAGUAUGGUCAUCCAGAUGGGAGACAGGGAUUCCAAAUGGGAAUUGCUCUCCCCCAGUUCCUAUUAAAUAUUGAAGGUGCAUCUGGCGGGAUACUGUUAAUUUGGAUUGUUGGAAUCUGUAUCUUGUUGCCGUUGGUCAUAGCUGUUGUCUAUCUCUCAAGGUCAUCCAAGUACUCAGGGAACUAUGUCAUGCAUCAGACUCUUUUGACUUAUUAUCACUUGAUGAAACCAUCGCUUGCCCCGACCAAAGUUUUGGAUGUGUUUAUCAAAGCAGCUGAAUACAUGGAAAUUCCAGUCCGGAGAGUUGAUGAUGAACCACUUCACAAACUCUUGCUGUUAGUCAGGAGUGAGUUGAAUCUGGACAGCAAAAACAUAAAACAAGAGCAAGCUAAAUUUUUGAAGCAGCAUCCACCACUAGUUAAGACACAAUUGUUGAUUCAAGCCCAUUUAACUCGGGAAACAGCAGACCUACCUCCAACACUUAAUGGUGAUCUGAAACGUGUCCUGGAACUUGCACCUCGUCUACUUGAGGAGUUGAUGAAGAUGGCUCUAAUACCACGCACGGCUCAAGGUCAUGGGUGGCUUAGGCCGGCAAUUGGGGUUGUCGAGCUUUCUCAGUGUGUGAUUCAGGCUGUUCCUUUAAGCGCUAAAAAGGCUGGAGGCGGGUCAACUGAAGGCAUUGCACCUUUUUUGCAGCUGCCACAUUUUAGCGAGGCUGUUACCAAAAAGAUUGCACGCAAGAAAGUGAGGUCCUUUGAGGAGCUUCGAGAAAUGACUGAACAAGAGCGCGCAGAGCUUCUUUCCCAAGUAGCUGGUUUUUCUGCCACUGAAGUCGAAGAUGUGGAGAGGGUACUUGAAAUAAUGCCGUCCCUAUCCAUGGAAGCCAAGUGUGAAACCGAAGGUGAAGAGGGUAUACAAGAAGGUGACAUUGUUACAGUUCAAGCUUGGGUUAAACUUCAACGCCCUAAUGGUUUAAUCGGUGCUCUUCCUCACGCCCCUUACUAUCCGUACCACAAAGAUGAAAACUUCUGGUUCCUACUUGCAGACCAGAACUCUAACAAUGUCUGGUUUUCCCAAAAGGUUAACUUCAUGGACGAGGCUACGGCUAUAACUACCGCUUCGAAAGCAAUUGAAGAAAUGAUGGAAGUUUCAGGUGCAAGUGCGAAAGAAAUCAGUGCAGCUGUCAGGGAAGCUGUUGCGAAAGUAAAAGGUGGGUCCCGCUUGGUUAUGGGUAAGUUUCAGGCAUCAGGAGAAGGGAAUUACAGUAUGACAUGUUACUGUUUAUGUGAUUCUUGGAUUGGUUGUGAUACAAAAACAAGUUUGAAGGUGAAGAUUCUGAAGAGGACUAGGGCUGGAACUAGGGGUGGUGUUAUUACAGAAGAGGGGCCGUUAAUGGAGGAUGGCGGUGAAGAAGAAGAAGAGGUCGAAGAUGAAGAAUAUGAUGAGGAUUAUGAGAGUGAGUAUAGUGAGGAUGAAAAAGAUGAUCAGGAAACAAAAAAGAAGGGGGUUACUGCAAAUGGUGAUGUUCAUAGGAAGAGUACACAGUCAAGUUCUGAAGAAGAAGGUACUGAAUCAGAGGAUGAGUAGAAACACAGUUUUUUCAUAAUUUUGUUUAACUAGAAUAAUAAAACUUCUAUAUUAAGUAGAGGUUUUCCUUUUUAGUGUAAUGCAAAAAAAAAUUACAAAAUUUUAGAUGCUUUGAUGAAUUUUACAUUUUUGAUAGUGACCAAUUUUAUACUACUACAUAAGUUUCUAUUGGAUUGCAA